AUGGGCCAAAUGUGCAGUUGGUUAUACUGCCCUUGCAGCACUACCUGUCCUUGUUGCACCUACGAUUCCGCCGUGUGUGGUCCGCGCUAUUCUCGAUAUCAAAGCGAUGAUAUUGAUGUUGAUUUGGAAAACAUUGUGGGCGAUCUCUUAGAGCUGGAUCCCUUGCAGUACGAUAAGGAGAAUGGCAUAGAAAAAAUAAAUUCAUGGAUCGAUGGAUCAAUCCUUCCUGUCGGUAUGCCGCCUAGUUUUGUGGCCAUAAGCCGAGCGAAAUGCAUCAAAUAUUGGCAAGUCGUACUGACAAAACCAGCUGCGAAACUAAGCGGCUCCUUCGUGAGAUUCUGCUUCGAAAAACGUCCCAACGGAGAGCUGCCUAGACUACUGAUAGAACACAAAGGAAAAUCGCUCAUUGUACGGAGUUCUGCGGGUAGGAACAGCACCAGAUCAGAUGAUCCGGAGGUGAACGUUUGA
Molecule: messenger RNA, 468 nt
Organism: Porites evermanni
Lineage: Eukaryota; Metazoa; Cnidaria; Anthozoa; Scleractinia; Poritidae
Source: the annotation of a GenBank genome assembly